Messenger RNA from Amyelois transitella, 722 nucleotides. It is a transcript of the gene EMC4, whose product is annotated as ER membrane protein complex subunit 4. Bases 122 to 640 code for a protein of 172 amino acids. The record is from RefSeq and is a predicted model, not a curated record. Gene Ontology annotation, biological process: protein folding in endoplasmic reticulum. The transcript has 2 exons. Lineage: Eukaryota; Metazoa; Arthropoda; Insecta; Lepidoptera; Pyralidae. Gene Ontology annotation, cellular component: EMC complex.
UUGUGCCGUUGUCUCUGAUCCUGAGUUGAGCUCGGAAGUAAAUUCGAUUUGGAUGUUGAUUUGAUGAAAUCCAUUUAUAUUUUCUCAUUUCGCAGCGGUUCAAACACUAUAAAAUUAAAAAAUGUCGCAAGUAAAAUCAAGCAAGAAGUUUAAAUGGGCCCUGGACUUCAACCCGAAAAACAAGGUUCAGAUAAAUGACCUACCUUAUCCACCGGGUUAUAGCCAGUCUUCAAAUUCGAGUUACACAGAAUCUUCAAAAGAUGCAGAUUCAAAUUUGCUCCUGAUAAAAAAAUUAUGGGAUGUUGCAUUAGGCCCACUAAAACAAGUACCGAUGAAUUUAUUCAUUAUGUAUAUGGCCGGGAAUUCUAUCUCGAUUUUCCCUAUCAUGAUGGUAGGAAUGUUGAUAGUGCGGCCAGUCAAGGCCCUUUUUGCUACUCAGAGCACAUUCAAGAUGGUGGAAGGAACUCAAGCGAUUGGCCAAAAGUUUGUUUACUUUAUUGGCAAUAUAGUUAACAUCUUUCUUGCACUAUAUAAAUGUCAAAGUAUGGGUUUGCUUCCAACACAUUCCAGUGACUGGUUAGCAUUUGAAGAACCUCAAACUAGAGUGGAACAUAUUGGGGGUGGUCUAUCUUUACUGUGAACCAAGUAAUAAUAAACAAUAUUUUUUCAUGUAUUUAUUUAAAUUAUCAUUGUAUAGAGCUAAUAAAUGGUAUUUACAGACA